Molecule: messenger RNA, 2623 nt
Organism: Panicum hallii
Lineage: Eukaryota; Viridiplantae; Streptophyta; Magnoliopsida; Poales; Poaceae
Product: zinc finger CCCH domain-containing protein 22-like
Exons: 9
Coding region: 128-1894 (588 amino acids)
Molecular function (GO): metal ion binding; RNA binding
Source: RefSeq, a predicted model, not a curated record
UUCAUCUGCUUUUCUCUUGUGCAUCUGGUUUUUUCACUCUGCCCUCUCCAUCGAUCUUCCCCCUUCAAAGAAGAAACAAAACCACCUGAUAAGAACAGGCGCGCUCCUGCUCCCCACGGCGGACGCCAUGGACGCUUGGGAGGCUACCAAGGUGGUGUUCGACCGGGUGCGUGUGCUGGACCCCGACAACGCCCCCAAGAUCAUGGGUCUGCUCCUCAUCCAGGACAACAGCGACAAGGAGCUCAUCCGCCUCGCCUUCAGCCCCGAGCACCUCCUCCACGCCUUCGUCGCCAGCGCGCGCGCCGAGCUCGCCGGCAAGCCCGCGUCCCCGCCGUCGCCCGUUCUCGACCCGCUGCAGACCGGCCCACCCCGGGGCGUCCCGAGCCCUGGAAGCGGCGAUCAUCAGUCGCCGUUCGCCGCCGCCGACCAUGUCGGGUAUGACGGCGGCGACGCGCUCUACCCCGAGAACGAGUACGACUGCUGGUCCCCGGUGAGCGGCCACCGCCGGAGCUUUUCGCUGGGCGACGCCGAGGUGGCUGCGUGGAGGCCGUGCAUGUACUUCGCGCGCGGCAACUGCAGGAACGGCUCCUCCUGCCGGUUCCUGCACGGCCUGCCCGAGGACGACGCGGCGGCGACGGAGCGUGAGAUGGCGGUCAUGCGCGCCAAGGCCUUGGCCGCCGCGCGGCCGCAGCAGCACAUGGCGCCGGCGUUCCCCUUCUCGCCGUCGCCGCCCAAAGGCGUCAACCUCAACUUCCUGCUCCACCACCAACAGCAGCACGAGCCGCAAAGGUUCCCGGUGCGCUCGCCUCGGAUGGACCGCGGCGACCUCAUCGCCAGCCCCGCUGCGCGGCAGAUCUACCUGACAUUCCCGGCCGACUCCACCUUCAGCGAGGAGGAUGUGUCCAACUACUUCAGCAUGUACGGGCCGGUGCAGGACGUGCGCAUCCCCUACCAGCAGAAGCGCAUGUUCGGCUUCGUCACCUUCAUCUACGCGGAGAGCGUGAAGAUCAUCCUGAACAAGGGCAACCCGCAUUUCGUGUGCAACGCGCGCGUGCUUGUCAAGCCAUACAAGGAGAAGGGCAAGAUCCCCGACAGGUUCAGGAAGCUGCAGCACCCGCACCACGGGGACUUCGCCGGCUGCACGUCGCCCACCGGAUUGCUUGAUUCCAGGGACCCCUUUGAUCUGCAGCAGCCACAGAUUGGACCAAGGAUGAUGUACCGAAACAUUGCUAACCACGAGGCGUUUCUGAGAAGGAAGCUCGAAGAGCAGCAGCAGGCGGCCGAGCUGCAGCAAGCCAUUGAGAUGGAGCAACGCCGGUUCAUGGGGCUGCAGCUCCUCGACCUCAGGAGCAGGGGUCACCAUCUUGGCUCCCCCAUGCGUCUCGGACAAGCUGACGGCAAAGGCAGCGUCAAUGGGAAUGGCAGUGCCAUCCAUUUGGAGGAUGUCAUCAUCCAAGAUAACAAGCUGAACAGUACUGUGCUUGCCAUGAGUGCGCCUGCAGCUGCUGCUAUCUCUGCAACUGAUGCAGAAGGCAAGCACGAGGAGCAGCAGGAAGAGGAUGGUGAUGCCAGUCCCAAGCAGAUGGUCAACCUUGGGGAAGUGGAGAAAAGGGAAUAUGGUCCUGUGACAGCAACACAAAAUGUUGGUUGUGACUUCCAAGAAAGUGGCGUGGUGGAUCACAUUUUGCCUGAGAGCCCCUUUGCAUCUCCCACCAAGGCCUCUAUUGAUACUCAUACAAUAGCUCAAAAUGGCAACAUCAACAUCAGCAGCCCUUUUCAUCAUGUGGCUUCGUCCCUCUUCCCACCUACAUCCACCCUUGAGCUGCCCCCAUACAAGUCCUGCUUCUUUCAGGUGCCCAGGUUUUCUCCUGGGCAUGAAGCGAUUGGUAUGUGAACAUAGAGCAAAAAGGGGGCUCCUUUCCUCUAAUCUGGGAGGACUAUCAUGCCCCCAUCAAGUGGAGGAAAGGGUUGAAAGCUUUAGCAAAUAAUAGGUGUAUCUUCAGGGGAAUCAACAACAGCAACAAUUAAAGAAACAAGUCUAGGUUGUUUUAGCUCUAGGUCUUUAGUAUAUGAAGAUAGUAGUCCUACAAAUAAUAGUCUUCUGUUCUGUUAGCUUCCGCCGGUAUCAAGAACAAGAUCAAAGGUCAAUCUCGUAUGCUCGUUUGUAGCAUGGAUCUCAGAAUGGUAGAGGUCAUUAAAGCGUAGAUGGUGUAGUAAUAACUAGUCCUGACAGCCAGUUGUAUUGAAUUGACAUGGAUGAAUACAGACUUCCUAAGAAGUCAUAGGGUAGAGAGGUAGAGGAGUUUUCCUUCAAAAAAGGAGAGGCAGAGGAGUGGACAAAUGCAAGACAGACAUGGUGUUGGAGCUGCAGAAGGAAAAAGUGAUGCGAUUCAAGGGGUGCUGCUGGGACCAGAGCACUCACGGGUGCAAAAAAUCACCUCAUGAGAAAUUCAGCAGAGAUCCGUCACCUGUGUCCUAUUUUGCCCAUUGCUCUUUGUCAUGUAUGCUUGCAGUACUCCUUGGGCCUGUGCAUCCACCUUUUGCCUCUUUCGGUACUAGAACAACAGGAGGUAGUAGAGAAAGAAAUGGAAAAGUAAUUAAUUAUCAGUCAUAUUUAUCUCGA